UUCCUAAACUUACACUAGAUGAUAAAGGAUAUCUUAAUUCACAUGUUAACAUUACUUACCCACCAAUAAAUGGAGUAAUAGAAAUAACAAGUGAAGAAAUCAACAUAACAUAUUAUUUAUCAAUUGUUCCAUCUAUUAAUAAUAUCACAAUUUAUCAAACAAAUGAUAGUCAUAAUAUUUUGAGACAAUCAUUUUCAGUUAGUUCCUCAUAUUGUAAAAUAAGUGAUGAUAAAAAAAGCCUUAGUAUUCAAAUAUUAACAAGUACAUUUAAUCUUGCUAGUACAAGCUAUUAUGUUACAAUUGAUGAUGAUGCAUUAAAACUAUCUUCCACCAACCAUUCAUUGACAGGUAUUCGUAAAAAUAUAUGGAAAUUUACCACAGAUAAUGUAGCUUUUCAAUAUUCAGAUUCAGCAAAUGGCAUUAUGAGACUCAAUGUAAAGGGGACAAAUUUAUUUAAUCUGGAUUCAACAAAUAAAACUGAAUUUAAUGAAAAUUUGGAAAAAGGAUUAGCUAAUAUAAUACCAAUCAAUCCAAUUCAUUUGAAAUUGAUUCAAACUCAGAUGGAUUAUUCAAUAACCACCAACUUU
Entrophospora candida is the source of this 587-nucleotide messenger RNA. NCBI's taxonomy places the organism in Eukaryota, Fungi, Glomeromycota, Glomeromycetes, Entrophosporales, Entrophosporaceae. The record is from the annotation of a GenBank genome assembly.